This is a messenger RNA of Lemur catta (Ring-tailed lemur), 558 nucleotides long. Its product is annotated as 39S ribosomal protein L35, mitochondrial-like. Gene Ontology annotation, biological process: translation. Gene Ontology annotation, molecular function: structural constituent of ribosome. The record is from RefSeq and is a predicted model, not a curated record. Gene Ontology annotation, cellular component: ribosome; mitochondrion. NCBI's taxonomy places the organism in Eukaryota, Metazoa, Chordata, Mammalia, Primates, Lemuridae.
AUGGCUGCCUCUGCUUUUGCCGGUGCCAUGAGAGCAGCUAACGGCUGCUUACGGAAUCACGGCCCCUCAGCCUAUCGGAACUGCACCAAGAAUGCCUCUUUUAUUUCUGCACUGUCCACUGGACAUUUUAGUCAUAUUCAGACACCAGUUGUUUCCUCUGCGCCCAGACUUUUGAUAUCGGCCAGAAACCUGACAUGUGGGCAUACUGCAACAAUCCUUAAUAGAGUGGCCCCCUUGUUUCCAAGUGUCCUGAAGCUGCCAGUCAGAACUGUAACAUACUUCAGUACACUAAAAGGCAAGAGAAAGACUGUGAAAGCUGUCGUCUAUAGGUUUCUUCGACUUCACUCUGGCCUUUGGAUAAGGAGAAAGGCUGGUUAUAAGAAAAACUUAUGGAAGAAGACACCUGCAAGAAAAAAACGCUUGAGGGAGUAUAUGUUCUGUAAUAAAACUCAGAGUAAACUCUUAGAUAAAAUGACGACGUCUUUCUGGAAGAGGUGGAACUGGUAUGUUGAUGAUCCUUAUCAGAAGUACCAUGAUCGAAGGAACCCGAAAGUAUAG